Messenger RNA from Vitrella brassicaformis, 2608 nucleotides. The record is from the annotation of a GenBank genome assembly. Lineage: Eukaryota; Vitrellaceae.
CUGCGCUCACACUCACACACCGAUGUCUCUGUCUGUCUUAUCAAUCAAUCAAUUCGAUAGACCGCUUACAGCCCUCGCACUCAUACCCUCGCACUCACUCAUGCAAAUCAACACAGGCACGUCGCUCCAUACGUCCCUCCGCAGUCCACUCACUCAUCAAUCAGUCAACUGUCUCUCUCCACCUGUCCGCAUCCCUCUGCAGAAAUGGCUCAGUCAUCUCCUCAAUCACCCUUUGGAAGUGCUCGUACUUGGCUGUCAUCACGGCCUCCGCCUCUGUCGGCGACCACUUCAGGUCGUUGAACGCCCCUCUGCCGUCCCAUUUGACCUGCGCAGAUGUCUCGAGCUUUGUCACCUCUAUGUUGCUGUCGUCGCUGCAAUCGGUGCCAUCACGGAGGCCGGCCAUCUUGUUGCUGGUGCCCACCUGCUGCUGCUGCUGUGGAAUGGCGCGGACAAUGCCGCCUGAUAGACAGGCACACAGAGGGUAGAUGUGUGGUUACAGGCGAGGGCUCCAUGCGUGUGCCUAUACCAAGGCAGCCUGUGAUCAACUCGGCGUCAUCGCCGAUCUGCGUGGCGGCGUAAAGUGAGUUAAACUGGAUGCCGCACCCCGUCCUGAUGGAUGCGAUGCCAAAGGAUGCAUCGACGGAGCAGGCCAGGCAGGCAUUCUCUGUGUCUGUCAUCUGCUGGCUUACGUACGUGAUGUGGAAGGCCUCCUCCCCCGACGUCGCGUUGAUGGCGUCAAAGGUCCAGCAGCCACGAAAGGGACCUGCACACACCACACCACACGGGCGGACCACAUGCCAUCACACUGAUUGACGAAUGAACAAGACAGCUGCCAUCCCGUCAUGGCUCACGUGCUGGUUUGCCGUCCUCGUCUCUCCGCGACACACCAUACAGAAGCCCUGCACCACACCACACCGCACAGCACAGUAAGCCUCACACACAAGCAGUACGUGCCUCUGCUCUGUGUGUGUGUGUACCUGUCUUCCGCGACAACGUGGGAAUGCCGUUGGCGAAGAAGAGGUCGGGUCUGCUCCAUGGCGACGUGAGCUGGAGCGUCCCGUUGUUGUCCAGCUGGAGCGUCAUCUUCUGGAUGCCCAAGGGACUAUCGCCAAGCAGCACGACGAACAGGGACCGCAUUUGUUGGAUCAGGAUGAACUGACAAGCAGGGGAUGAGGGUAUAGAAAGGUGGACGGGCUGUUUGGCGUGUGGUGUGCUGCUUACGGGUGGCAGCUGGAUGCCGACCCGCUGGAUGAGUGUCUCGAUCUGGGUGAAGAAAUCAUCCGACGCGUGCGCCACAUCCUGCGCCACGCUGGUCAGGGCGUUGUUGACCACAUAUAAGUCCGAGCCGCUCACCAGCACCGACUGAUGCAGAAACACACAACACAACACAACACAACAGCACAUCCGAUCUUCACCCACCCUUCUCCCACCCACUCACUCACACCCACCUGAUCGCUGAAGACGUCCUUGAUGUCCUCUUGCCCAAAGUCUACCACUCGCGACGCUGCCACCUGUCCAAUCUCAGCGUCCACCACUACCACUUUCUGCGGCGCAUCGCCGUCAGAUAUCACCACAUACCGCCGGCCGUCAUGCAUCAUCAGCGACGGCGUCGAGCCUGACCCAGUGCGACUCAGGCGGCCAGGGACGGGCGUGUCGAGGACGUCAUAGGGCGACGCCCAGACGACCUCAAAGCUGCCCUGAGACGCUACAGUUGCGUUGCUGGAUGGGGGGUGGAAUAGCACCUUGUAGAGCUGGGCGUUGGUCACCAGAUAGACAUUGUUCUCUUCAUCGAGUGCCACAGAGUUGGACACUUCCUCCUCCCCCCCUCCCAGCAGCAGAGGCACGGCGGUCUCGACGAAAUCUGCCGACCCAUCCGGGCCCUUCACGAGCUGCACGGCGCCAACCCGCCCCCUGGUGGUAAAGAAUAUCGCGUGGGCAGCCUCCAGCCCCUGUUCUUCCGGCGGGAACGACAUGGUCAUGGCGAUAAAGCUCUCGCCUUCCAGCAGCCCCUCGGAGCCGGUGGUCAUGUUGGUAAUCUCAAAGUGGGCGAGGAUCUUGAUGGGCGAGCGGGGAUCUGACGGGUCUUCGGAGUUAAGUGCGAGCAGGCGAACACCAUUGGGGUCGAAGAAGGCCCCGUCGGCGGCGACGAAGCCGUAGAUGCCGUGAUAGACGUCCUCAUUGGCGGCCUCGAGUGGCUUGACAUAGCAGGCCAGCACCUCGAGAUCCGUCGCGUUGCGGCCGAUCUUGCAGAUGUCGGUGAAGGUGGACGUCCACAUGUAAGAAGACGACCCACCGCCCUCUCCGUCUCCCUCACCACCCAUCGGGCCGGCGUAGUGCAGGCUGAGCGGGUCCAGGAGAUUCAAGUCAAAGAGGACGUUCUUGGCGAUGUUUUCUGCUGAAGUUGGCGCCAUGCUGUCCGUCGAUUGCGCUGAGUAGGGGCCGCCGAGAGCCAUUGGCCAUGAGGACCGUGCCAGUGCUGGGUUGCGGACGGCUGCAGCAGGAGCAGAAUCGGCUGGGUGAGUGGAGACAAAGAACAGCAGGAGCAGCAGCAGGGCUCUGAGCACAGCGGGGGGAGGAGCCGAGGACAUCGCCAGAACUUCGCGUUUGG